This is a messenger RNA of Bombina bombina (fire-bellied toad), 1093 nucleotides long. RefSeq names its product abhydrolase domain containing 1 (gene ABHD1). The record is from RefSeq and is a predicted model, not a curated record. NCBI's taxonomy places the organism in Eukaryota, Metazoa, Chordata, Amphibia, Anura, Bombinatoridae. The annotation marks the transcript as partial. Gene Ontology annotation, molecular function: monoacylglycerol lipase activity; acetylesterase activity. The transcript has 6 exons. Gene Ontology annotation, biological process: medium-chain fatty acid biosynthetic process; medium-chain fatty acid catabolic process.
CCCCACGUUGUGUGUGCAAGAACCCUAAGAUGUCUCCUGCAGAAUCAUUGUCCUGUGGUGAAAGAAAAGUUCUGCCCAACAUUCUGGGGAUUUGGGGGACGGCUCCAGACCAUUCUCAGGGUCCUGCUGGUAUCCAAGCCCUCUGUGUUCUUCAGGAAGGAGAUUAUCCUCACUUCAGAUGGAGGACAGAUCUCUUUGGAUUGGGCAGACAAUGAUAAAAGUUUUUUAUUCCCUGAUGCUGAAACUCGUCCCACAGUUCUUCUGCUGCCUGGUCUGACCGGAAACAGCCAGCAGAGUUACAUACUGCAUUUAGUAACACAGGCCUGCAAAGAUGGCUACCGGAUGACUCUGUUGAAUUACUUGGCAUCCAGCGGCUAUUCCUCAAAUGUCCGUGCAGCUGUUGUCUUCUCCACCCCAUGGAAUGUGUUUCAGUCCACUCUUUCCCUCGAAGAACCAUUAAAUUACUUCCUGUUUAACCGUAACCUGGUCAGGGGACUGAGGAGCACUGUGAAGAGAUACCGGCAAGUCAUUGGGAAGUUUGUAGACGUUGAUUAUGUCCUCCAGGCUCGCUCCAUAAGAGAUUUUGAUGAACGUUACACAUCAGUGGUCUUUGGGUUUGCAUCAUGUGAUGAGUAUUAUCGACAGGCCUGUCCUGACUACAAGCUUGUUGAUAUCCGGACCCCUGUGCUUUGCCUGAAUGCUGCCGAUGACCCGUUCUCUCCGAUGCAUGCUAUUCCUGUCAUACAGGUAUCCCAUAAUCCAUAUGUGGCACUGCUGAUUACAAACCAUGGGGGCCACAUAGGUUUCUUAGAGGGUGCAUUUCCCCGUCAUCAACGGUACAUGGAUUGUGUGUUCAGCCAGUUUGCAGGGGCCAUUCUACAACAUGGUGAUGAGCUAAGAUGUUUGGAGCAAAAUAGUCCUCACCAUAUGAAAGAAGCCAAAUAACGUCUCUUUCAAAGAGUCAGUUUCAGUCUGAGAUGAUCCACAUACUCGUUGGGGCCUUCAGCUUUGGGAAAAAAAGGAGAGCAAUAGAACAAAGUGGACAAUUCUAAGCAAUACCAUUAUUAAAGUGGUACAAUUUUUAUGUUAUUAA